AUGAAUGUGGUUUGGCUUCCUAUUGCGUUGGUUGUAAUAGCCAAUAUUGUAACGACGGCAAAGGUCAGCGAUCAAGGAUGCCUAGAUAUGUACGUAUUUUCCAGCACUUACGCUACCAUAUCAAACACAAUUGGCACGUUGGAAGGCCAGGUAAAAACUCUGAAAGGCCAGCUUGACAACAUCUUACAAAGUGCAUGCUUAGAACCGGGCCCGAACACUGACACAACGACCCGGUUCAAUCUGACCUACUGUGAUUUUGAGGAUGGCCAUUUAUGCAACUAUGUAAACAAAGGAUCUUCUUAUGCUUGGAAUUUAUAUUCUGCCAUUCCGAAUGUCCGCGACCACACCUACAUGGGGGCCAAAGCUGGGCAUUUCAUCCGGACCUACGACACCAGCUCACUACAGCUUACCUCCCGUAUGUUCGACAAAGCGAAUUCAUACUGUAUACGCUUUUAUCUGAGGGCAACAAACACAAGCAGUCAGUUUGUGGUGUACAUAAAGGAGGAUGGAGGGGUUGGCUACCCGAUAUACUCCCCAGCCCCUCACACCCCUACUACAUGGAGUCUUGUGGAAAUCGUCCCCGACCAAGAAUACCUCAGCAAGCCGUUCCAGAUCGCUUUCCAAGUUUUAUCUGGUGGUUAUGCUUUUCUUGACGAUAUCAUGGUGUACAACGCUCCUUGUCACACACCGGGAAUACGAAAACCUGUCUCGUGCAAUGGAAAAGAACUGACAAUUGAUAGAACAAAGCACUGCUAUACAGCUCACAUAGAACCCAGGACAUACAUAGACGCCAUCCGGGCAUGUAAGAAAGAGUGGCCACAGAAUCAUCUCUUGUCUGUAACGUCUGCAACUGUGCAACAGUACAUAGUAAACUGGAUUCAUAAUGACUCAGGCCUGUCAGCAGCAGGAGGACCCACUGGAUUUUGGACAAGCGGACAAGACGAGUUUAAGGAGGGGGAUUUCUAUUGGGCAUCGGACUUAGAACCAGUUAAAUUCAACUACACAAGCUGGCAUGUCGGCCAACCGAACAAUGUAGGAGGCCAUCAGAACUGUGUGCUGUUGGAGUACGCCAACGACAACUAUAACUGGGGUGAUGUUGACUGUGGAGAACGUCAUCCCUUCAUCUGUGAGGCAGUGUACACUUAA
Molecule: messenger RNA, 1146 nt
Organism: Ylistrum balloti
Lineage: Eukaryota; Metazoa; Mollusca; Bivalvia; Pectinida; Pectinidae
Exons: 7
Coding region: 1-1146 (381 amino acids)
Cellular component (GO): membrane
Source: RefSeq, a predicted model, not a curated record